Molecule: messenger RNA, 1980 nt
Organism: Papaver somniferum (opium poppy)
Lineage: Eukaryota; Viridiplantae; Streptophyta; Magnoliopsida; Ranunculales; Papaveraceae
Product: capsanthin/capsorubin synthase, chromoplastic-like
Exons: 3
Coding region: 453-1907 (484 amino acids)
Biological process (GO): carotenoid biosynthetic process
Molecular function (GO): oxidoreductase activity, acting on paired donors, with incorporation or reduction of molecular oxygen
Source: RefSeq, a predicted model, not a curated record
UCAAGAUUCAGAUUUCUCAAGUGUGAUUGCAUCCCAAGAGCCUCAUGAAAAUCACAGAACUGAAGUUCUAUUUGCUCAAGUUCUUUAUCACAGGUCCACUGCAUAUUUUUGCUGUUCAGUGUGACCAGCAAGCUUGCCGAUUCAUCUCAUUCCAAAAUCAAACUGUGGAACUUUUACAUUAACAGCAGUCCAAGGGUAUGUUCAAUACCCAUAAACCUUUUCUUCCUGUUUGAAGCCCAUUUCGUCAAAACUGAUGAUGGUAGUUUAUCUUUUUUAACUCAUCUUUGCCGAUGGCAUUAGGAUGCAUCAAGAAUUCAUCAAGAUGAUUAAAGUUUUGAAGAAAGAAAAGUUAUGGUUCAAUUUCUCACUGGUAAUAGUGCAAUGUCCACUCGUUUUCCACUACACGUUGACAUGAUGAAUGUUGGCUACUUUUUAUCCCCUUGAGGUGUCCAAUGUUUUCUCCUUUCAAAGCACCCAUCAUCAAAGCACCUCCAAACCUCUAUCCUCUGACUGAGACAAAUUCAAGAAAACAAACCAAACCCAGAACUCGGAUCACAUCAACGCUAAAAUCAUUCCUAGAUUUAAAGCCUGAAUCAAAGCCGGAGUUCUCAACUUUCGACUUACCUUUUCAUGACAAAUCCGAGCGCGUAAAAUACGACGUAAUCAUCAUCGGUGCAGGUCCGGCUGGUCUUCGUUUAGCUGAAAGAGUCUCUGGGUAUGGAAUUCGAGUUUGUUGCAUCGAUUCUUCACCUCUUUCCAUGUGGCCUAAUAACUAUGGAGUUUGGGUUGAUGAGUUUCAGAGUUUAGGUCUUGAAGACUGUUUGGACAAGACAUGGCCGAUGACUACUAUCUUUCUUGGUGAUCAGAGAACUAAGUACCUGGAUCGUCCUUAUGGACGCGUUAAUCGUAAGGAUCUGAAAACAAAGUUGCUAGAAAAAUCGGUAUUAAACGGUGUCAAGUUCUUCGAAUCCAAAGUGUGGAAUAUUGAGCACCAGGAAUUCGAGUCCAUGGUAAUAUGCGAGGAUGGGGUGGAACUGAAAGGGAGCUUGGUUGUUGAUGCAAGUGGAUUUCGUAGUCCUUUCGUGCAAUUCAAUGAAUCAAGAAACUAUGGAUAUCAAAUUGCUCAUGGAAUCUUGUCUGAAGUUGAUGAACAUCCAUUUGAUCUAGACAAAAUGGUUUUAAUGGAUUGGAGAGAUGAUCAUUUAGGAAAUGAGCCAGUUUUACGAGGUAAUAACAAUAAGCACCCGACGUUCUUAUACGCAAUGCCGUUCAGUUCAAAUUUGAUCUUUCUUGAGGAGACUUCAUUAGUAAGUAGACCAGCUUUAUCUUACACUGAAGUGAAGAACAGAAUGGUUGCCAGGCUAAGACAUUUAGGGAUCAAAGUAAAGAGAGUGAUAGAAGACGAAAAAUGUUUGAUUCCCAUGGGAGGACCUCUUCCUAUCAUACCUCAAAGUAUACUGUGCCAUGGUGCAACAUCUGGUUUAGUACACCCAUCGACUGGUUACAUGGUGGCUCAAACUUUAGCUCGAUCAACACUACUGGCAGACGUGAUUGCUGAAUGUCUAGGAUCAACAAGAAUGAUUAGGGGGUCUCAAAUGCAUCAAAGAGUUUGGAAUGGUUUAUGGCCUAUGGAUAAAAGAUGCAGUAGAGAGUAUUACCGUUUUGGAAUGGAAACUCUUUUAAAACUCGACUUGAAAGGAACCAGAAAGUUUUUUCAUGCUUUCUUUGAUUUGGAUCCUUAUUAUUGGCAAGGUUUUUUAUCUUCUAGAUUAAACAUUAUGGAGCUUGGGAUGUUGAGUUUGUCUUUGUUUAGUUAUGCUUCAAAUAGUACUAGGAUUGACAUUGUUACCAAGUGUCCUUUGCCUUUGGCUAGAAUGAUUCGUAAACUAGUCAACAGUGCAAUCUAAUCUGUACAAGAGCAAUGAGCAAUGAUAUACUUGUCUUCCUCCAGAGAAAAAAAAAUAUAAAUGUGUGUUCUGU